Daphnia pulicaria is the source of this 926-nucleotide messenger RNA. RefSeq names its product arrestin domain-containing protein 17-like. Gene Ontology annotation, cellular component: cytoplasm. Gene Ontology annotation, biological process: protein transport. The transcript has 6 exons. NCBI's taxonomy places the organism in Eukaryota, Metazoa, Arthropoda, Branchiopoda, Diplostraca, Daphniidae. The record is from RefSeq and is a predicted model, not a curated record. The coding region runs from base 27 to 890 and encodes 287 amino acids.
AACGCUUGGCGAUCCAACUCUACCCGAUGGAAAUUCAAACAUCAUCACGCUCUGGUUACUACUUCCCGGGAGACGUAGUUUCCGGCAUCGUUUCCAUUUUUAACAAAAACAUCAACAUUAAUGGAUUACAUCUUGAGGUUGAGGGGCGGCUAUCAUUCUCCGCUGUUCAAGAUGCAAAUGCGUACAAGAAAACCAAAUCCUUUAUGUAUUUAACUUUACCUUUGAUUCGCGACUCUCCUGUAACCCAAGAUGUGGAAGAUGGACUGAAAUUCCCUUUUGAAUUUAUCCUUCCGCGCGAUAUUCCAAGUUCCUACGAAGGAAAAUUUGGCAACAUCCAGUACAGCAUUAAAGCCGUCAUCAAAGAACAAGAUUCAGUCUUCAAGCUUGUUUCCACCGGGUUCACUGUCAAAGACGAAGUCACCCUUAAUUCCCAAGACUAUGUUCAAAUGCGGCAGUCGAUUUCAAUCCCGCGAUCUGGAAUCAUGGCGGAUGUCUGGCUGGAUAGAACGGGAUAUGUUCCCGGAGAGAAGAUCAAAUUCAACGCCAUGAUUGACAACAAGAGCGGUAAAUAUGUUCCAGGAACCACCGUUCAAUUUAUCCAGUACACCAUGUUCAACGAUGGGCAAUUAUUUCGUUCAGUUAAAGAAAAGAAAAUUCUUUGGGAAACCAAAGGGCGACAAAUCAGCGACAAUGCAACUCAAUUAUGGGACAAGUUUCCCAUUAUCGUUCCUUGCGUUCCACCUUCAAGGAUGCCGUUCGUCGACAUAACCUACGUGAUCAAGUUGACCGUCCACCGGACCGGAUUUUUAAAUUUCAAUUUGGUUGUACGCCAGAACAUUGUGAUUGCAAGUUAUCACAGUCCAUCAUGUAGUGAUAUUGAAACAUAUUGAAACAGCUAAGCCAAUUUAGUGACAAUUCUUAUGAUU